This is a messenger RNA of Lynx canadensis (Canada lynx), 2437 nucleotides long. RefSeq names its product zinc finger protein 174 (gene ZNF174). The record is from RefSeq and is a predicted model, not a curated record. Lineage: Eukaryota; Metazoa; Chordata; Mammalia; Carnivora; Felidae. The coding region runs from base 668 to 1900 and encodes 410 amino acids. The transcript has 3 exons.
CCGCGGCCGGUGGGCGCGGGUUGCGGGGCCGUCGGCGAAGCUGCCGCCUCAGGCGCAGCCCCGGCCCGCACGCAGCCACGAAGCUGAGCCGCGCGCCGGAGAGCCCGCAGCUCCACCUCGCCAGGGGCAGCCGGGGCGCCCUCAGAGGCCGGAGCGAGUGGGCCUGCCGGGCGUCGGGAGCGAGCCGCCGCCGUGCUCAGCCUGCCUUGCUGCGCGUGGGGGUUCCGAUCCCUCCCCUCCGGCACGCGCAGCCCCGCGGCUCCGGGCGACGUGCUCGAGGUCGGUGCAGCCCGGGUGCCGCGGAGCUGGCGCAGGCCACCUGUGUGACAACUUGAACUUUUCCUAGGAUUUCCCGACCGCCAGAUGGAUCACCUUGCGCAGUUCCUCUGAGACCUCGUGCGUUUAUCGAUGAAAUAAAAAGCAAGAUUUUCCCCAGUUCCUUUUAGAACGUUAUGACUUUUCUCCAUUUGGAGACAGCUCAGGAAACUGCCAGAGGGACAGACAGCUCCUCUCCGUCGGGCCCUGCGUUGUCUUCGGGAGCUUGGGGCCUGUAUGUGCCCCGCCCUCGCUGACAUCUUUCCAGCGCUUAGAGACCCUUGUCCAGAGUCAUGAUCUUGAAGGCUUGAGCCGCUUGCCAGGAGAGAGAGGCUGUCUCCUGAGCCCCAAGAUGGCGGCUAAGAUGGAGAUAACUUUGAGCUCGCAGUCCCACAUUCAGGCCUCCUCCAAGCCAGAGAGACACAUAAUAACAAAGCUGGAAGAGAAACGGGGACCCGCUCUGCAAAAGGACCGCCCCGAUCCCGAGCUCUCCCGCCAGAGCUUCCGACGGUUUUGUUAUCAAGAGGUGUCUGGACCCCAAGAGGCACUCGCCCGGCUGCAGCAGCUCUGCCGUCAGUGGCUGCAGCCCGAGCUGCACACCAAAGAGCAGAUAUUGGAGCUGCUGGUGCUGGAGCAGUUCCUGAACAUCCUGCCCUCGGAGAUUCAGGCUCGCGUCAGGCAUCGAUGUCCAAUGAGUUGCAGGGAGAUUGUGACCCUGGUGGAAGAUUUUCAAAGAGCAGCCAAGAGACCAAAGCAGUGGGUGGCCGUGUGUAUGCAGGGGCAGAAGGUGCUCUUGGAGAAAACUGGAUCUCAGCUUGGAGAACAGGAACUACCAGACUUUCAACUGCAAACUCCUAGGAGGUUUCCCCGGGAGAGUGCUCUGGAGGAGCCUUCCCAGGCGGGAUCUCCGGACCAGCUGAGCUCUCAUCAUUGGGAAAAAUCCACACUCCUCCAGGAACCAAGCCCCAGAUUGGCUGGUACAGAGGCCCCCAGAAUGAAAAGUGACAACAAGGAAAAUCCGCAGCCAGAGGGGGCUAAAGGAGGGAAGCCAUGUGCCCUGUCCCCUGGCAGACCCAGAGGUAAUGGUCUGCAGAGUCCCGAGCCGAGAGGGGCGAAUAGGAAUGAACCCCGGUUGUCACGGAGGCAGGUCAGCCCCCCGAAUGCUCAGAAGCCAUUCGCUCACUACCAGAGACAUUGCAGGGAACUGGAGUACAUCAGCAGCCCCCUGAAAAGCCACCCGCUGAGAGAGCUGAAGAAAAGCAAAGGGGGCAGAAGGAGCCUGAGCAGUCGCUUGCAGCGCCUUGGUCACCAGGCGGCCCGCUCGGCAAAGAAGCCUUACAAAUGUGAUGACUGUGGGAAAAGCUUCACGUGGAAUUCGGAGCUGAAAAGACACAAGCGGGUGCACACAGGGGAGAGGCCCUACACGUGCGGAGAGUGUGGGAACUGCUUUGGGCGCCAGUCAACGCUGAAACUGCACCAGAGGAUCCACACCGGGGAGAAGCCCUACCAGUGCGGCCAGUGUGGGAAAAGCUUUCGCCAGAGCUCAAACCUCCACCAGCACCACAGACUCCACCACGGGGACUGAAAGCGGGGCUUCGUUCUCUCCGUUCAGAAGGAAGGCAUCCGAAUUUCUCCUUCCCUUACUUGCAUGUAAAUCCCAGGGUGUCUGUGUGACUUACAAGGAAAGCAAGAAGUCCCUGAGGGAUGCGGUGCACGUUUGGCCUGUGAGGAGUUCCAGAAGAUGCCGAGGGGGACGUGACCGUGUCGGUGACAGGGUGAAGAAGUGGCGGGUCUGGGCGUUGGGUCAGAGAGAACUGGGGUCUCUGCUGGAGAGCGGGGAGUGACCGCUGAGAGAAUCCGGCCCACCCCGCAGGUGCCCCUCCCCCCGCCUUGGUGUGCAGUCUUCCCCCUGCCGCUUUAUUUAUUCUCUAAAUACGUUCAAGGGGAAAUUCCACAUGUAUAUACCUGAUGUACUUGCUGUCGUGCCCGACAGUCUUUACCGCACACGCACUUCGGUAAUAACGAUCAGUGAUUUCAAGGCAAAAGCUCUUUGGAAUAUAAAUCCCCUAAUACUCUUUCUGUCAUUGCUGGCCGUUCAUAAUAAAGGACACAUGAAGCGAGA